Hymenoscyphus albidus is the source of this 399-nucleotide messenger RNA. The record is from the annotation of a GenBank genome assembly. Lineage: Eukaryota; Fungi; Ascomycota; Leotiomycetes; Helotiales; Helotiaceae.
AUGCCCACUAUCCUUCCAGUUCAAAAAUCAGAUCUCCCCGACGCAGCAAAUCUUAUCCACACUUCCAAACUAGCGCUCCCAAUCAACCGUCUCCUCUACAAAAACUGGCCUGCGGAUGCAGCGCAGGAGGAGCAAUGCCUUAAUGCCGUUACCGGGGCAUUCCAUAAUCCGACAAUGGAAAGCUUCAAGGUCGUGGAUCCAGAUACGCAAGAGAUGGUUGCAUAUCUUGUGCUUACUCGAGAGAAGGGGAAAGUGGUAAAAAUGGGGGAUGAGGUGAAGACGGCGAAAGAAAAUACCAUUGAGAGAUUCGAUGAGAGGAUCUUGGAGUGGGUGGAGAAGAGUAGUCUUUUUUUGAGAGAGGACUUUGAGGGGCGUGAUCACUUCAGUGGGUUUCCCUAG